Molecule: messenger RNA, 264 nt
Organism: Penicillium waksmanii
Lineage: Eukaryota; Fungi; Ascomycota; Eurotiomycetes; Eurotiales; Aspergillaceae
Exons: 1
Coding region: 1-264 (87 amino acids)
Source: RefSeq, a predicted model, not a curated record
AUGGCGGCCAUACCCUAUGUUGCUGUUCCCGGCUUCGUGUACUCUAUGAGUCGAUAUUAUCCCUAUCUUGAGAGCACUGCUGCGAGGUUUGGGCUUGAUAUUACCCACCCCUACUAUUAUAUUGUUGCUCGUGCCGCUUCUCCGGUUUAUAUCGGGCUGACAGCUUGGGCAGUGUGGUGGUUGACGCUUCAUAUGGAAAAGAGGGGAGAAGAACGGCUGGAUCGGGAGGACGAGGCGGUAAAGAAGGGUGUUUCUGAUGUGUGA